AUGCGUGAGACUGACGAUGAUCGACAGCGAGGAUUCCGCCACGCUCGUGGUGUUCUGUUCUUAUAUCGUAUUGCAAUUGUUGAUCCGGCAUUUAAGGGAGCAAGCAGUCGAAGGCCGCAGUCGCGGCACCAGGCUUGGACGAUGUGUCCCAGAAGAUGGAAAUCCAAAAAACUGAGGUGGUCCACAUCGCACGAGCGGAUCGUCGGCGGGUCCCAGCGAAGCAGCGGAGGAAGACCAGUGAUAUCGGGAGAUGGACUGCCAGUGGGCCGGUGGGACUGCGGGUCCAUCUCCUACCCGACUCGCGCGCCGCGCGCACGCUUGGUUGAGAUGAAGCUCCGCCCAAAAGAUGAUCGUGCAUGGUUGGAGGCCCGGCAGGUGUUGGCCAAGAGGACUUCAGCCUUGGGGGGUCUACGGUGCAAGCUCAUCAGAAAUGAAAAGGGAGCUCAGCUGUAA
Molecule: messenger RNA, 453 nt
Organism: Durusdinium trenchii
Lineage: Eukaryota; Dinophyceae; Suessiales; Symbiodiniaceae
Source: the annotation of a GenBank genome assembly